This is a messenger RNA of Aplosporella prunicola CBS 121167, 423 nucleotides long. RefSeq lists its product as uncharacterized. NCBI's taxonomy places the organism in Eukaryota, Fungi, Ascomycota, Dothideomycetes, Botryosphaeriales, Aplosporellaceae. The record is from RefSeq and is a predicted model, not a curated record. The coding region runs from base 1 to 423 and encodes 140 amino acids. The transcript is spliced from 4 exons. Gene Ontology annotation, biological process: deadenylation-dependent decapping of nuclear-transcribed mRNA. Gene Ontology annotation, molecular function: RNA cap binding. Gene Ontology annotation, cellular component: Lsm1-7-Pat1 complex; P-body.
AUGGUCCCCCAGCUCCCGCCGCAGAUGUUCACCACCGCCGCUCAACUUCUCGACUUGACCGACAAGAAGCUCAUGGUCGCUCUGCGUGAUGGUAGAAAACUUAUCGGUGUGCUGAGAAGCUGGGAUCAAUUCGCCAACCUUGUCCUGCAAGACACCACGGAACGGAUCUUCGUCCAGAACCUCUACGCUGAUAUCAACCGCGGCAUUUUCCUUGUUCGCGGAGAGAACGUCCUGCUGCUCGGCGAGAUUGAUCUGGACAAGGACGACAACAUCCCUGAGCCAUUCCAGCAAGCACCAGCCGAGCAGGUUUUCGCCCUACAGAAGCAAGAGAUAGAGGAGCGCAAGAAGAAAGAUAAGCGUCGGCAAGCCAAGCUGCAAGCAUACGGCUUCGAGGGUGAGCAUGGCGGAGAGACCAUUCUGUGA